Ixodes scapularis (black-legged tick) is the source of this 672-nucleotide messenger RNA. RefSeq lists its product as uncharacterized. NCBI's taxonomy places the organism in Eukaryota, Metazoa, Arthropoda, Arachnida, Ixodida, Ixodidae. The annotation marks the transcript as partial. The record is from RefSeq and is a predicted model, not a curated record. The transcript has a single exon.
GAGUUCUUGGAAAAACCGGGUACUCCACCCAUUCUAUGGAAACGUUGGAUACGCAUUUUUGAGCGAUAUCUGCUGGCCACUGGCGCUCGAGAUUACGACGCCGAACGUCGGCAGGCCAUGCGGCUUAACUGUCUCGGCGAAGCAGGCCAACAGAUAUUCGACUCAUUACCAACGCCCGAGAGUGCUGUUGCAACGGCGCCAGCAACGUCGGCAGCAGCAAGCGGCGAACAAACUCGCCGUCCACCGGCGAGAGACAUCUACAAAGAGACGGUGCAACUCCUGGAAGCAGAGUUCACUCAACCCGUCGACGUGACUCUGCAACAGCUGCAAUUUCACCUUCGUAAGCAACAAGAGGGUGAGUCCCUCAAGGACUUUCUGUCGGCGCUGCGAGCCUUAGCGAUUCCGGCAAGUUUUGGGGACCAAGCGCAAGCACAGGUCAGGAAACAGUUCAUGAUCGGCGUCGCGUCGUCUGAAAUGCAAGAGCGAAUGGUUCUAGAUGCCGCUCUUCCAUUCGACGUGGUCCUUCAGACGCUUCUCAACAUUGAGCGUGCACGACGUGAAGUUCGGAAAUGGACAACGGCAUCGACGCCUUCACCGAACUCUUAUCGACUUGCAACGUUUCCACCGGAAGUGCAGGCUUCGAAGCAGGAUCGUCGACAGAAAGGAGCUUGA